Messenger RNA from Fusarium oxysporum Fo47, 625 nucleotides. RefSeq lists its product as uncharacterized. Bases 92 to 550 code for a protein of 152 amino acids. NCBI's taxonomy places the organism in Eukaryota, Fungi, Ascomycota, Sordariomycetes, Hypocreales, Nectriaceae. The transcript has a single exon. The record is from RefSeq and is a predicted model, not a curated record.
CGCAAACCGACGGUUCAUCAUCUUAUUAUACGUGAAUAAAUAAAGCUUGCAACCUUUGGUCACUAAACCCAUACUGAAGGCAAUUGAAACCAUGGCUACUAAAGCAAACGUCCCCAAAGCUCCCUCCAAAACCAUUGAGGAAUUUCUCCACCGCCAUCCCCAAGUCCGUACCGGCACUGCCGCAAAAGCCGAACUAGACCAUCUCCACGAACACGGCGAUACAUUCUGCGUCAUAAACAAACUCUACAAUAAUGCCAUUCUUCACAAAGACUACGACCCGGACUCUCUAAAACUCAUCUUUGCGUUUGCUUACGUCAACGAUGAGCAAGCAAUGGCCAAUUAUGCAGAAGACGCUGGAGAAGAUGAUAGUGUCUUGUGCGAUUGUGAAGUGGGGAGGGAGGAGGGUCCGGAUCACCACCUUCAUGAGUUUGUGAGGGCUACCGAACCGGAUUGUGAGGUUCAUAAGGGAGAGGAGCCUGAUCCGGGGUGUAAGGAUUGUUGGCCGGUUUAUUGUGGGAGCAAUUGCCGGGGGGUUGAGGGGUUUGAGUGAGGGUCAGUUUGGGAUGUGCAUGUUGGUUGAGAUGAGAUGCAGACGUCGUGACCUUAGCAUCUUAUUCGAUGGCAC